AUGUCCGCCCGGACUAGCCCAAUCGGGCCGGAGCCGUCCAACUUCGACCUUCCGGAGCUCCAGCAUCCUGCCGCUCUCAGCACUGCAACACACCCAACAGGGAUCUUGUCGACACACACCAUGGCUGGAAACCCGCGGGAACAGUGGGAGAGGCUGCAGGUCAUCCUGCAGAACCGAGCUAGGCGGGCUGGCGGUGGUGGUGCGUUCCGGUUUGGCAUGCCCGGCGGCGGAGGGGCGCCAGCGGCAGCUCUCGCCGUGCUGAUGUUGGGAGGAUAUGCGCUCUCGCAGAGUCUGUUCAACGUCGACGGUGGUCACCGCGCCAUCAAGUACUCCAGAAUCAGUGGUGUGAAGAAGGAGAUAUACAACGAAGGAACGCAUUUUAGGAUCCCCUGGAUUGAAACUCCCAUCAUCUAUGACGUUCGCGCGAAGCCUCGCAACGUUGCGUCUCUGACCGGAACCAAGGACCUGCAGAUGGUGAACAUCACCUGCCGUGUCCUGUCCCGACCGCGGAUCGACGCCCUUCCCCAGAUCUACCGGACUCUGGGUACGGACUUUGACGAGCGGGUGCUGCCGUCCAUCGUCAACGAGGUGUUGAAGAGCGUGGUGGCCCAGUUCAACGCCAGCCAGCUAAUCACCCAGCGAGAGAACGUCGCGAGACUGGUUCGCGACAACCUGGCCCGACGAGCGGCGCGUUUCAACAUUACAUUGGAUGAUGUGUCGUUGACGCACCUUGCAUUCUCCCCCGAAUUCACCGCCGCAGUCGAAGCCAAGCAGGUGGCUCAGCAAGAAGCUCAGCGCGCUGCUUUCCUGGUCGACAAGGCGCGCCAGGAGAAGCAGGCGACCAUUGUGCGCGCACAGGGUGAGGCACGCUCGGCCGAGCUCAUUGGAGAGGCCAUCAAGAAGUCCAAGAGUUAUAUCGAGUUGCGACGGAUCGAGAACGCGCGCCACAUCGCGACGAUUCUGCAGGAGGCUGGCAAGAACAAGCUGUAUCUGGACGCCGAAGGUCUGGGUCUGAAUCUGAAUGCGGAUGUGGCGGAUGCUCAGAAGAAGUAA
This is a messenger RNA of Rasamsonia emersonii CBS 393.64, 1053 nucleotides long. Its product is annotated as Prohibitin. Gene Ontology annotation, cellular component: mitochondrion; membrane. Lineage: Eukaryota; Fungi; Ascomycota; Eurotiomycetes; Eurotiales; Trichocomaceae. The transcript is spliced from 4 exons. The coding region runs from base 1 to 1053 and encodes 350 amino acids. Gene Ontology annotation, biological process: mitochondrion organization. The record is from RefSeq and is a predicted model, not a curated record.